This is a messenger RNA of Suillus paluster, 1104 nucleotides long. RefSeq lists its product as uncharacterized. Bases 360 to 782 code for a protein of 140 amino acids. The record is from RefSeq and is a predicted model, not a curated record. The transcript is spliced from 4 exons. Lineage: Eukaryota; Fungi; Basidiomycota; Agaricomycetes; Boletales; Suillaceae.
GCGCACUUUGGGCAUACUUGCAAUGUCCAACAGCUACACUGACGCCGCGCGAUUCCUGACCACUUGAAACCUCCCUCAGAUCCUCUCGAUCUGCGUUCUUUCACCAUCAUCUGCCGCCUCGCUCUCAAACAGCCUGAUCUCGAGCAAUUGUGGCAGGAGGUGAGAGAGGAAAACGGUUAGCAGACAUAUAACAAGCGCUUGCUCGACGCGAUGGUGGGGAUCAAAAUGGGCUAUAUAUACUGUCGCUGAUACUGAAAGCUAAGCUUUCAGUAUUCUACCUUUUGGUGUAACGGUUAUGCGCGUGCGGCAGUCUGACCAAACUUACAACACGACUGACAUGUCCGAUUUCGCAGCGAGGAAUGGUUGCCGUUGCGAGUCUUGCAUGCUUGCUGUUUUCACCCGUUCAAAAUCUUGACUCCAUUUCUGGUGUGCUUUAUCGGUUGCUGAUACUCUUGCCGUUACUGCUGUCCGUCAUGGGACUAUCUUACCAGCGGGAUUUAAAAUUAUGCUGCGCUAACAUAGAAAAAUAUUACGAUCAGGAGGGUCUGAAACCGCGUUUGAAGCGAGACGAUGUCUUGUACCACAUCAGCCUCUUCCCUGCGACGCAGGUGCUUCUUGCCUACUCUUUAGCGUGUCUCGCGGGAGGUCUUUGUAUGAUUGUUAUGGGCGUGAAUGUCUUUACGUCCCUUGCGGUGGUUAUCACGGUCGGCAUACACUUGGACGCAGCUUUUACCGAGCGUGAGGCAGGGGACUUGACAUUUUUGGCAGGUUGGAUUGCGUAGUUCGGCAUUUGGUUGGUUCACAUCCUACGCAGUCUUAAUACCCUUGGUGUUUUCUGGUGGAACUAGUACUAACUCUUUUUACCACUUCUUGUAGAUUUUCAAUCGAUUUGUAUACUUCGAACCACAAGUGCGCGUUCGGUCUCCUGCCAGCCGUGUCAUUGACAUUUUCGAAAAAGGAGAGCGAAAGUUGUCCUGGUGAAAAUCUGAGCAGAAGUAAAAGAGGAUAGGAAGUCCGUCCCAGAUAUAGCUAGUCAGGAUGUACUGAUAAAGAACCAAGACGAGUGGGAGGACAAGAACAAAACAUAUCGAAGAUGAGCAGCAG